Parascedosporium putredinis is the source of this 678-nucleotide messenger RNA. Lineage: Eukaryota; Fungi; Ascomycota; Sordariomycetes; Microascales; Microascaceae. The record is from the annotation of a GenBank genome assembly.
AUGCAAGCCCUUCCUCCUGCCCCUCAGCCCAUCGGCGUGUUUGACACGUUCUUGGCGAGGCAGACCGAGACCCUCAUCGUAGAUGAGAAAGGCAUGUCUUUGUCCGGCGAUAGCUUCGAUAUCAAGCUUGCUUCCGGCGCCCCGCUAUUGAGGGUCCAAGGCAAUGCCUUGUCCCUCCGAGGUCGAAAGGAAGUCUUUGACAUGGCCAACAACCACCUCUUCACCAUUACGAGCAAGCUUUUGACGUUGCGCCCGACCUUUUGCGGAAAACAAGAGGUGCUUGUCAUGAAGGGGAACUGGCGUUCGUCUAGCGCGGAGAUUGUGGACCAAGCCACUGGCUUUGUCGUGGCUAGUAUUCGACGCCAACGAACGGCCAAGCACUACUUGGCCGGCCAACAGACCUACACCGUAACUGUGGCUCCCAACGUCGAUAUGGCGCUUGCCGCGGCCAUCGUUCAUGACGCCAUUGGCGGCAGCACCUCCGGCAGCCUGGAGGCCAUUGGCGGUCGCGCCGACACCGUUGUUAAGGGCCUGGCCGCCGGGAACGGAGCUUGCGCCGGGCACGUAACCUCCUUGGUCGUCCUUGCCCUGUCGCUCGGCUCGAUUGAUGCCCUCCCGGGAUGCAAGAUCCCCGAUAGGCUGGAGAAGUCCGCCUUGCCCGACCUGGCCUGCCACUAG